Molecule: messenger RNA, 2604 nt
Organism: Pyrgilauda ruficollis (rufous-necked snowfinch)
Lineage: Eukaryota; Metazoa; Chordata; Aves; Passeriformes; Passeridae
Gene: PEX11A
Product: peroxisomal biogenesis factor 11 alpha
Exons: 3
Coding region: 61-798 (245 amino acids)
Biological process (GO): peroxisome fission; regulation of peroxisome size
Cellular component (GO): peroxisomal membrane
Source: RefSeq, a predicted model, not a curated record
CGGGCGCGGCGGGGCGGAGCGGCCGCGGCCCCCGCGCUGCUCCCGCCGUGCCGCCGAGCCAUGGAGGGCUUCGUGGGCUUCACCAACCGCUGCCAGGGCCGCGACCAGCUCUUCCGAGCCACUCAGUACACAUGCAUGUUGCUUAGCUAUUUAAUAGAGAAUAAAGCCGAUAAAAAGAAGCUGGUAAUGAAACUCAAGCAGUUGGAAUCUAGCAUGAGCUCUGGCCGGAAAAUGUUCAGACUGGGCAAUAUGGUGCACGCCUUGGUGGCAGCCAGGAGAGCUGCAGAGCUGCCAGAGGUGGUUCCUCGCCUGUGCCUCACAGCCUCCCACCUGAGCCGGGCCCUGUACUUCGUGUGCGACGCCGUGCUCUGGCUCAGGAGCGUCGGGCUCCAGCCGCACGUCGACAAACCCAAGUGGCACACCUGGGCUACCAAGUGCUACUACUGCUCCCUCCUGAUGAAUCUGGCCAGGGACUGCUAUGAGAUCUCCUGGAGGCUGGAACAAGCUGCACUGGAAGAAAAGACAAAGGAGAAUUCCGUCUGGCAGAAGCACAGCGAGGAACUAAACGGUGUGAAAAGCGAUGGUUUGCACAAUUUUCUCUGCCUGCUCUUUCAGAUACUGAAAAGGAAUCCUCCUUUGCUGCUGGACUUGGUGAAGAACCUCUGUGAUCUCUCAGGCCCUUUGGAUACGCUGGGAAUCUACAAGACCAACCCAGGAGUGAUUGGUUUCUGCGGCAUCCUGUCCUCCCUGGUGGGGAUCCUCACAUUAGCAAGCCCACACCUGAAGCUGAAACAGUGACAUGAAAGGAGCUGCAUAGUAUAAGGCUGCAGCUUUGAUCCUCUGACAGAUUUUUAUCUUCAUAUAGCACUUUCGAAUGAACAUGUCUUAAAAUAAUCUCAAGAUUAAUUUUGUCCUCUGAAGAAGUGAAUUCUGCCACUUUCCCUUCCCUGUGCCUUUGCAGAUGAGUUUAGUGCCAUGACACACUCACUGAUGGGGUGGAGAGAGGAAAAGGCUGAGUAAUAUUUCACAAACAAAAAGAGGACUUGGAACUUGGCUGCUAGAUAAGAAAAUAUUCCUUUAUUUUAAUACAGGGUUGUGAAAUAACUGCAUAAGCAACUGUAAUAGGUAUUAUGAUUCAUGACUGCACUAAUCAUGUUUACACUGGAACGUUUCAAUUCACUAAUCCAAGGUCCCUGCAGUCAGAUUGCCUCAAAUGGGCUAAGGUGGGUUAGGAGCUGUAUUAGAGCAGCCUGAAGUCAGGGGUGAGUGUUCUGAUGGGUUUGGGUUGCUGGAUCCUGUGCCCUGCAGGCACUGAGCACACUGUGGUGGUACCUGGAAAGGGUCUGUGGUGUGUGCACCGGUGGUGCUGGAGCUGCAGUCUAGUGAGUGCCAACUCCUGUCCCAAAAAAUCUGCACUUUCUUUGUUUCCUUUGAUACUGUGAGCCAGGGACUGUUGGCCAGUGACUCUGACUGCUCCAGCAGGCCACAGCUGAGGGCUUUGGUGCAGGACAGUGUAUUAACUCCCAAACCCCUGUAACUGCAAGCACAACUAUUUUCCAUUAAUGAUAUCGUGAUAAGGAGCUUGUUUUUCUCUUUUAAUUUUACAUGAAAAAUUCCAGUCUAAUAAGGAGUUUGGAACAUGCAGUUAAGGAGAGAAGGCUGGCUCAGAGCUUGUUGAGUCACAAAAACUGCAAGGACAUGUUUGUAGUUGUGUAAGCUCCAGGAGGAAAGAGAAUGGAGUUUGUUGUGAUAACAUCAGAAUCCCGUGAGGAAGAAAGCUUUUUACUGGAUUUGGGCAUUCAUGGUUUAGACUUUCUUAUCUGGUGCUCCCUGUCCUCCCUGCUCAUGAGCACAUGACUGCUUGUUCCCUCGGUGGCUGAAUGGGUUCAACCAUUUGAAAAUGCCUCAUUUUGUUGCCCUGCAACUGUGUUAUUGUUCAUCACUGACCUCACUGGCAGUGAUGGCUGGCAGUGUAACUGGGUUAAAAGAGAAAUGCUGUGUCCAGCUCUCUAGCAUGGCAUGCAGUUUUUGCUGCUCCUGACUUUGCAGAGUACCAGUUUGACACCAUCUGAGACAAAAUUGCACAUUAUACAGGAGAUAAUUUUAACGUUUUUCUUCAUCAGAGUUAGGCCUGUGUGUUCUGCUGCUUCAUGGUGUAAGAAGUCCUUGUUUAAUCUGUCAAGGAGAUGUGAACAGACUAACCUGGACCAAAGUUCUCAUUUAUUAUUUCUGAUGCUAUCUAAAACCAGAAAAUUAAAAGGUGUGGGUCUCCUUUAUUAAAAGGCAAAGGAUGUGGAAUUAAGUAAGCAGGUGAGGCAGUGCUCCAGUUUACCUGAAGUUGUUCUUGGGCUUGGAAUUACUUCCAGUUUGAAUAUGAAGUGAUAGCCUGCCAAUGAAGUGUUUGAAAAGAAAGAGGUUGCUGGGCAGGAUAAUUAAGUGUGUUUGAAGAUCAGAUGUGGCCUUCAGCAGCUCUUCUUUUCAAUAUGGAAAUGAGUAGCACUAAAAGUAGGAGCAUACUGGCAGCUCAGGCCAAAAUGGAGCACUGUGUGUGGGAUAUAUAUUGUAGGCUAUAUUCUAGGCUUCCUCUCCUUUAUAACAAUGGAU